AUGUCCGACAGCAUUGAAUGGACGCCCGAUGACCUGCGGUUCAUGCGAGCCGCGCUGCAGCAGGCCGCCAACGCCCUUGGGGAGAACGAGGUGCCGGUGGGGUGCGUGGUGGUGCGGGAUGGCGCCGUGGUGGCAGCCGGCAGCAACAAGACAAAUGAGACACGCAACGGCACGCGGCACGCCGAGUUUGUGGCGGUCGAUGCCCUGCUGCAGCAGGCCGGCGGCGACGCGGCGGCGGCGCGCUUCCCAGAGUGCCACCUGUACGUUACAUGCGAGCCAUGCAUCAUGUGUGCUGGCGCGCUGAGCCUGCUGCGCUUUGCAUCCGUCACCUACGGCUGCCCCAACGACAAGUUUGGCGGCAACGGCAGCAUCCUCAGCGUGCACGCCACAGCCUGCGGCAGCUGCAGCGGCGGCGGCGGCGGCGGCGCCGUGGAAGCACAGCAGCAGGGGCGAGAGGAGCAGCAGCAGCAAGGGCACCAGCAGCAGGAGGAGGAGCAGCAGCGAGAGCAGAUGGGGCAGCAGCAGCAGGCGGGCAGCCGGGAUGCCAGCGAUGCGAGGAGCAGCGCCUGCCUGCCACUAGGCGCCAUGCGGCAGCCUGGCAGCACCUAUCCCAGCUGGGGCGGCCUGUUGGCGGCAGAGGCGGUGGGCUUGCUGCAGCGGUUUUAUGCGGCAGGCAACCCCAACGCCCCGGUGCCGCACCGUCCGGUGCAGGAGCGGCCUGUGGCGCCUGCAGAAACGAUGCAGCUGGGAUGA
Molecule: messenger RNA, 753 nt
Organism: Chlorella variabilis
Lineage: Eukaryota; Viridiplantae; Chlorophyta; Trebouxiophyceae; Chlorellales; Chlorellaceae
Exons: 4
Coding region: 1-753 (250 amino acids)
Biological process (GO): tRNA wobble adenosine to inosine editing
Molecular function (GO): zinc ion binding; tRNA-specific adenosine-34 deaminase activity
Source: RefSeq, a predicted model, not a curated record